GGGAGGCAAUUAUGAAAAAAAAAUUAACAGUUGAGAAAUGCUGUCAGAACCCAUUUGGAGAGUGCAAAAUGAAAAGCAAAAACAAAAGUAGAAAGUAAGAAGGAACUUGCAGAAAAUGGAAACCAUGGGCUCGUAUUUAAGAUACAGGCCUGAAGGAAGGUCUUAAGAGAACAAAGAGAGCAGGUUCACAGAGUCACCCACCUCCCCAGGCCACAAGCAUCUGCAAGGUCCCCAAUGGCCCCAGCCUGGUCCUUCCUCCUGGCCCUGCUGCUGCUCAGCUGCAAUGCCAUCUGCUCUCUGGGCUGCCACCUGCCUCACACCCACAGCCCGGCCAACAGGAGGGUCCUGAUGCUCCUGCAACAACUGAGGAGGGUCGCCCCUUCCUCCUGCCUGCAGGACAGAAAUGACUUCGCAUUCCCCCAGGAGGCGCUGGGUGGCAGCCAGUUGCAGAAGGCUCAGGCCAUCUCUGUGCUCCACGAGGUGACCCAGCACACCUUCCAGCUCUUCAGCACAGAGGGCUCGGCCGCCACGUGGGACCAGAGCCUCCUGGACAAGCUCCACGCGGCACUGGAUCAGCAGCUCACUGACCUGCAAGCCUGUCUGAGGCAGAAGGAGGGGCUGCGAGGGGCUCCCCUGCUCAAGGAGGACGCCAGCCUGGCUGUGAGGAAAUACUUCCUCAGACUCACUCUCUAUCUGCAAGAGAAGAGACACAGCCCUUGUGCCUGGGAGGUUGUCAGAGCAGAAGUCAUGAGAGCCUUCUCUUCCUCAACAGAGUUGCAGGAGAGAUUCAGGAGAAAGGACUGACACACACCUGGUUCAACAUGGAAAUGAUUCUCACAGACCAACAGACCACACUUCCUCCUGCGCUGCCAUGUGGAAGACUCUCAUUUCUGCUGUCAUCAGGCACUGAACCGAAUCAAUUUGUCACAUGAUUUCAGGAAUAUUAAAGGAUAUCAUGUUCUACUCUAUAGGCACUAGUCCCUCACAGAUGCCCUAGCUGAUGUAUCCAUUUAUUUAUCUACUUGGACAUUUAUUUAUUUACUUAUUUAUAAAGAUUUACAUUAUUCUUGUCCAUAUAUAUUUAUGUAUAUAUAUAUAUGUUGUCAUUAAGAGAAAAAUAUAUAUACUCUGUAUGCAGUUUAUUAUUUUUCUUCACUCAUUAAAUUCUUCCUAUAAAAACUUCCUUUGUUUGCAGUUUAUUUAAAAAAGAAACACCAAACCUGAAUGUGCAACUUGAUUAAAGAAUACAUUUUACAAUUCCUUGACCCUUUUUUACAACUUGCAUGUUAGAAGUAAAAAUACACUUCUUUUAGCCAGGGUAUUUGUUUCCUUCAGGACAUAUAGGUGAACAUAACU
This is a messenger RNA of Bubalus bubalis (water buffalo), 1356 nucleotides long. Its product is annotated as interferon alpha-B-like. The coding region runs from base 235 to 804 and encodes 189 amino acids. The record is from RefSeq and is a predicted model, not a curated record. Gene Ontology annotation, cellular component: extracellular region. Gene Ontology annotation, molecular function: type I interferon receptor binding; cytokine activity. Gene Ontology annotation, biological process: B cell differentiation; B cell proliferation; humoral immune response. NCBI's taxonomy places the organism in Eukaryota, Metazoa, Chordata, Mammalia, Artiodactyla, Bovidae. The transcript has a single exon.